UACGGUCUACGGAAUCUAACUCCACCAUGCUAUAUAUACUGCGCGGUGUGGCAUCAGCCGCUCUUCGCUCAGUGUCCUCUGGUCGUGUGGCGUGGAGCGUGUGGCUCUGAGGACCGAACCAUGCCGAGCCUGACUUCGGCUCGCCGCUUUCUGCUGCUCUACGGCACGGAGAUCGGCACGGCCAAGGCCAUCGCGCAGGACUUGUGCGCCCAGGCGGAGCGGUUCGGUCUCGAGGCAGACCUGCACUGCCUCAGCAAGACACACGACGAGUUUGACUUGGAUACCGAGCGAGACCCCGUGGUGAUCAUUGUGUCAACGACCGGUGAUGGGGAUCCCCCGGAAAAGGCGAUAAAGUUUGUCCGCUACAUCAAUCAGAAAUCCCUCCUCGAAAACCAUUUCCAGCACCUACGCUAUGCACUGCUCGGACUGGGCGACACGAAUUACACAAACUUCUGUAACUGUGGGCGGACGAUGGAUCGCAGGCUGGCAGAGCUGGGAGCGCAGCGCUUCUACCGAACGGGGCACGCUGAUGAUGCAGUGGGCACCGAAUUGGUGGCAGAGCCGUGGGUGGAGGGGCUCUGGGAGGCCCUUGUGUCGGAGUGUAAGCAAGAAGGGGGCGGCACGAGUCGGGUGGGCGAGCGUGUCGCAGAGGUCUCGCCACCUCGGGAGCGCGAUCAAGAGCACGGAGACGCAGGGAAGAAGAUCUCAGAGUCGACAGAGAAGACUUUGGAUCAGACACAGGAAGAUAAAUCAUCUGAUCAAGGACCAAAGUCUGAUGGCAGUGAAGCGCAAAAUGCAAAACGAGAUGUGGAAUAUCAAGCUAACGGCAGUAAUGCAAUCGCCAUGCUAAGUAAUGGAUCGUUGUCCAGCCCUGUGAAUGUAAAUCUUGGACAAAACAGUAUUUCUACAGAGAGGCAACAGGGCAAUUUUGCAGAGAAUAUCUCUUCUUUGGCCAAUGGACUUUUGGCGGUGCACGUCGGUAGUAACCACGAGGCUAGAAGUACGGAAGGUCCUGAAGUUGAGGUUCAGAGGAGUGACUACAUAGUCCAGGAUUUGGCGAUCCAAGCUGCACUGCCUCCACCUGUACCUCCUGUCUCUAGCCUCUCCCCAUCUGCAUUGGUUCCCACACCUGACUGUCAAGACCCAGCCACUAGCACGCCUCUGGAGCCAUCCACAGAUUCCUCUACAACGCCGGGCUCCACCGCACUGCCCGAGAAGCCCCUCGUGCCUUCGCUGACUGUGUCUGUGCCUCCACUCUCUGAAGCCACCCUCCAGGUGCCCUCAUUGCCAGAGCCGUACCUGGAGCUGCAGUUUGAUCCCAGCAGACCCGGUGUGCCUUGGCUUGUUCCGGCAGCUACCAGCCUCCCUCAGGCGGCCUCGGAGGUGUGCGAGGUGGCUGUGAGCGGGUGGAGGCAGCUGACCCGUGCUGAUGCCGUCAAGACUGCAUUGGAGCUGCAACUUGACGUCUCCAGUGCUCCGUUUGCACUGUGCCCCGGCGACGCGCUGGGCGUGCUGUGCCCCAACGGCGAGGCCGAGGUGGACGCUCUCCUGCGGAGGCUGGGCCUUGACGGGCAGGCCGACUGCGCCCUCGAGCUGCGUGCCCAGCCCAACGCGAGGGGCCGCGCUUCGAAGGUGCCCGACUUCAUCCCUGCCGGCUCCUCCCUUCGGUCUAUCCUCACUCACGGCCUGGAAAUCCGAGCCCUGCCAAAGAAGGCGAUGGUCCGCGCACUGGCGGAGCACAGCGAGGAUGAGUCCGAGCGCCGCCGCCUGCUGGAGCUGUGCAGCCGCCAGGGCUCGGCCGACUACACGCACCUGCUGCGGGAUGCCAGCCUCGGCGUGGCCGCCCUGCUGCACGCAUUCCCGUCCUGCCGGCCGCCCGCCAGCCUGCUCAUUGAACACUUGCCGCGUUUGCAACCCCGGGCCUAUUCCAUUGCCAGCUCUCCGCUCGUGACCCCAGGAGCAGCACACGUGGUGUUCAACGUGGUGGAGUUUGCGGCGGGUCCUGGCCGACCGCAAGCGCAGCGCGGGGUGUGCACGGGCUGGCUGGCGGAGGUGGCCGUCGGUCCUGAGGCCAAGGAGAACUCCCCCCAGCCUUCCAACCUCUCUGGAGCAUCCCUCGCUGACUCAGAGCUGCCGUCUUCUAAAGCCACAAAGAUCCCCAUAUAUGCGCGCAAGAGUACAGGUUUCCGUCUGCCGGAGGAUGCGUCUGUCCCCAUCAUCAUGAUCGGGCCCGGCACCGGUGUCGCCCCCUUUGUGGGAUUCCUACAGCACCGAGAGCACAAGGCCAGUGGGGGCGCCGCGGUGCUCGGGGAGUCGUGGCUCUUCUUUGGCUGCCGCCACCGAGACCGCGACUUCCUCUACAGGGAGCAGCUGGAGGGCUUUGUGGCACGCGGCACGCUCACCCACCUACGGGUGGCCUUCUCUCGUGACGAGCCUGCGGGGUCAGAGGUCGCGAGCCCGGGUGGGGCAGCACACCCCCGGUACGUGCAGCACAUUCUUGGUCUGCACCGUGCCGACGUGAUGCGUCUGCUGCUGCAGGAGGGUGCACGCCUCUACGUGUGCGGGGACGCCAAGAACAUGGCCAGGGAUGUGCAGGAGACUCUGGUGGGCAUGGUGGUGGAGGAGACGGGUGUUGCCAAGCUGGAGGCCAUGAGGGUGAUUGGCGGCCUCAAGGAGCAGGGGCGCUACUUGCAGGACGUGUGGACCUGAUACGACCGAAGAGAGAGGAGGGUUUGGAUUGGAGGGCGAGAGGGGAUUGGACGUUCAGCAGUUCUCCUUGAACGACUCGGACAAAGUGAACCCUGUAAAAUGCCAGCACAGAUCGUCGUGAUUCAGAAGAGGCCAGUCAAAGCUUAAGCCCAGUAUUUAAUAAUGAUGAUGACGUGUCUCAAUGAGAAUAUCCGCCUGGGUGUAACAUUGGCCUGAAUUUAAGUCUUGCCAAGGCACUACUUUUGCUUACUUAAAUUUAUUUCCCGUUAUUUAGGAAAACCUCAUGGAUUCUCAUGACAUUUCAGGAGCAUUCUGCAUUGGGGUGUUUGGAAAGUUUCACUGAUUGGUGUUUUGCAUGUGGUAGGACGCCAAAGCAGUUAUAUCAAGAUAAUUCAAGCAUGCAAGAUGAUUACACUCAAAACUCCACAUAGAUGGAUGUGUGAUGCCACUUGCUGUACUGCCAUCUCUUGGCUAACUCGCAGCCCAGCAAGCUUGGCAAUGUCACAAAUCUGUGAAUCACCAACGCUUGCAUCCAAAGCGCUGGAUUAUAGCGUGCGCAGCUGCACCAUAUACAUCCCAUAUACUGUACAUGCCUUAAUUGUUGACAAUGACAACAAUGCCAGAAUUAAUCGUGAACCAUCUUCAUACCCAUCCCUACUAUGUGCCGGUAGUAGAGAUGGGUAUAAAUAAUGCAUUCAUUGUUUAUAGUUGCUGGCAGGAAACCCGCCCUGAGGUCAUUCAGUGAAACGUCUUUUAGCUGCCUAUUCACCAUGAGUGUUUAAUAGUUUGUUAAGAAUGGCCACUCUUGGCAUGCGAUUUUUCUAUAAAAAGGAAGUGUUAAUUAUGAUGGUAUGAGAGUGAUUUUCAGUCGGUGCUUAUACACUGCUAAAUACACUACCCUAGGUUAUGAACAUUGGUGUGGAUGACAUAAUAUAAUCUGCGAUCCAUAUUUGUUUUCGCGUUAGACCACGGGGUAGCUUUAUACCAAAAUUCUUGUCAGUAACCCCUCCACCACUUGACAAAACUGUCACGUUUACAAAGAUAAUUACGUUUUAAGGCUACGUUUAAGUUUACUCACUCCAUAUACAUUAACAGGAAACCCACAUUACUGAGCUCGUUAAAUUUCAAAAUCUCAACACAUUUCUCAGUAACAUGGCCCUAAAAGAGAAACAUGUACUGUAUAGAGGGUGGCCCAAAAAGGUUUUGUUUUUAUAUUAAACCAUUUGAAUUGUGUAUUCUUUAAGUUAAUAUUUGAUCUAUAAAUAAAAAAAUCUGAAAAAUGGACAGAUAAUUGAUGAAAGAGUUCAAUUAGUUUUUAUGUAUGCAGAAGAAUGGCAGCUCUAAUCUUUUAUGAAGCCGUACAUUAUUUUCAAAAAAGAGAAUUCAUGCAUGCAUGAAUGUUAAUAGAAGUGGGUUUGAACAUUUGUUAAAUGAAAUGAAAUAACCGUAGAUACUUUGUUAACAUAUAUAUAAUAACCCUAGGUGUCCUGAUUUUUGAGCCACCCUGUAUGUAAUAGGCCCUUCUGGUCAUUGCCAAAUUACAAUGGUUUGGCUAUGUAUGGUGCAAAAUAAAUUCAACAUACAUUAGAAUAUAUCUUGUUGGAUUUCGAUGAAUGAAAAUGUUUUUUGUGUGUGCUUCUCCAGCACUGCCAACACGGCUUCACUAAAACACAAGUAAUCUUUGAGAUUGGCUAUGUGACAAAAAACACACUGUUGAAAAGGCUUCACUUAUUGAUUUUGGUUGAUGAAUAAUAUCAAUUUUACUGAACUUAUUGUGCAUUUACUGUGAAAUGUGUAACCCCGCACGUUAAAGCAAGUUUUAUAUGUUACUUAGAAAUACAGUGGCAUUUAUACAUUUAUAUACUCAAGUUUAAACGACUGUAAUCAACAUUUAUAUUUACUAUUGAUAGUGGGGUGUGCACACAAUAGAAAAUACCUCGCAGGCAAUUUAUAUACGUGUUUUAUGCAGUCUUGUUGAUCAUGGGAAAGCUGGUAAUGCUACACGUGGAGAGUUUACAGUUAAUGUCACACGUGGAGAGUUUACUGGACAGCGCUGAAUAAUUUAAAAUCAAAGGAACGACUGUUUGCCCUAAUGAUGACCUUUUGUUUUUUUUUUAAAUAAGAAAGCUGAAUAUAUUUUUUAGGCUUUGCUCCGAAUGAAAAUGUAUGCCGGCAUAUUUGUGCAAUAAUGUUUUUAGAAUGACAGUAACGUUUCAAUCACUUUGUAAUGGUAUAAUGUACGGUACUGUAUAUGACAAGAUAUACAAAUAAACACGAUAUAAUA
Lethenteron reissneri (Far Eastern brook lamprey) is the source of this 4993-nucleotide messenger RNA. RefSeq names its product 5-methyltetrahydrofolate-homocysteine methyltransferase reductase (gene MTRR). The record is from RefSeq and is a predicted model, not a curated record. Gene Ontology annotation, biological process: homocysteine metabolic process. Gene Ontology annotation, cellular component: cytosol. Lineage: Eukaryota; Metazoa; Chordata; Hyperoartia; Petromyzontiformes; Petromyzontidae. Gene Ontology annotation, molecular function: [methionine synthase] reductase (NADPH) activity; flavin adenine dinucleotide binding; FMN binding.